AUGGACAAGGAACAGGGCUUCAAGAAGUACAGGAAGUACGAUGAGUCGAUGGGCCCAUUUCCCGAUACCUUCGACUUCGCCAACCAGUUGAAGCUAACAGAGGAACAAGUCAACCAGUCCUAUGAGCACCAGCUGCCCUUCCACAUGAAGGUGGACGGCAAUGCAAAGCCAGCAUAUUCAUCGAAGUGGGAGCGUGCCGUGGCCUACCAUCAUGGACUCUAUGUGCCUGAGAAGUACACGACGACAAAAACAGCUGACGACAUUCGACUGGCCGUCGCUGAUUAUUCUGAUAAGGUGCACAAGGAUUCUCCCAAAGAUGCUUGCAAGUACUUGCAGAUCGAGGAAUUCCGCUGCCUGAAUGUCUAUCAGUAUGAAACCCAGCCAGAGGUGGCAGCAAAGAAGUGCAUGAAGUGGUGGGACGAGCUUCAGAAGUGCCAGUGGGACCAAGCCAAGUUCAAUGCUGGAACAACUUACAUUGAGGGGCCUCAGAUGCGCCGCCGGCGUGCCUACAUUUUCUACCCGGACUUCAAGUAUGCGUGA
Symbiodinium pilosum is the source of this 540-nucleotide messenger RNA. The record is from the annotation of a GenBank genome assembly. NCBI's taxonomy places the organism in Eukaryota, Dinophyceae, Suessiales, Symbiodiniaceae.